CAUCUAUAUAGAGUGAAUGGCUUUCCCCAGACAAUGAUUGUGGCAAUCGCUUCGACAAGAUCGACAUCUGCAUUGACAUUGUUCUCGAAUAAUCUCUCCACACUCAACCAACAUGGGUGGAUUCCGCGCAGUCGAGGAUAGGCCGACGCCUAAAGAGGUCUACAACUGGCGACUGUAUUUCGAAGCCAGUGUCAUUGGUUUUGGUGCGCUCCUUUUCGGUUACGAUUCGGCCUUUGUUGGGACCACAAUUGCGCGACAGAGUUUCAAGACGGAUUUCAAUAUCACCGCGGCAGAGGCCAAGAGCAUUUCCAGUAACAUCACCUCAGCCUUCCAGGCCGGAGCCUUCUUUGGUGCACUCUUCUGUCUCCCUCUCACCGAAAAGGUCGGCCGCAAGUGGGCUCUCCAGAUCAAUGUCCUCAUCUUCAUUGUCGGUGCCAUCAUCAUGACCGCUGCUACUCACCAACUCUCGUAUAUGUAUGCUGGACGUGUCCUCACUGGUCUGGGUUGUGGUGCAAUUACCGCAACUGUGCCAUCGUAUAUUGCAGAGAUCUCCAUCUCGUCCAUCCGAGGAAUCUUGACCGGUCUCUUCGAAGUAGCCUACCAAGCAGGCUCCAUGAUCGGUUUUUGGAUCAACUAUGGAAUCAACCAAAACAUGUCUGUCACAUCUGCAACAAGUUGGCGUUUGCCAAUGGCAGUUCAGCUGAUCCCCGCUGUCCCACUAUUUGUCUGUGGCUUCUUGCUUCAUGAAUCUCCCCUUUGGCUACUUCGAAAGGGGAAGAUUGAACAGGCUCACAAGACUCUGGAACAACUCCGACAAAUCCCUGCUGAUCAUGAAUAUGUCAAGCAAGAGCUUGCAACAAUGCAAGAGAGACUUGAUGGCGAAGCUGAGAUCUCCCGGAAGUAUGGAACUGGCCUUUGGGCAUACUUUAGAGGUGCUUUGGACGAGUUUUCCAAGAAAGGCAUGCGCAAUCGUGUAGUCUUGGUUUUCUGUUCAUUUACCCUUCAAAAUCUAUCAGGCGCUGCCGCCAUCAACUACUACUCGCCCACUCUUUUCGGCUCUCUCGGCGUCACGGAUGUUGCAUUGUACACUGGUAUAUAUGGAUUAGUCAAAGCCGUUGCGUCCAUCAUCUACUAUAUUGCAUUCAUCGACAUGGUAGGCCGACGCAGACCUACCAUCAUCUCCUCCCUUGCCUGCUCGCUAUGCCUGUGGUUUGUUGGAGCCUAUGUCAAGGUCGGACACCCUGCCAGCAUCCUGGCAGCAGGCGAAGAACUCUCUACUUCCACCGCUGCGGGCGGAAAAGCUGCAAUUUCCAUGAUCAUGAUCUACUCAGUCUUCUGGUCAUUCGGUUUGAAUGGUAUUCCAUGGAUUGUGUCAGCUGAAAUCUUCCCCGGUGCUCUUCGAAAUAUCACUGGAACCUACGCAGCCCUUGUGCAAUGGCUGAUCCAAUUCGUCAUGACCAAGGCAUUGCCAUACAUGUUUGCCUCAUUUGGUUACGGCACAUGGUUUUUCUUUGCGUGCUGGAUGUUGAUCGCCAGUCUCUGGGGGUUCUUCCUCCUCCCCGAAACCAAGGGUGUCACAAUCGAUCAAAUGGAUAUUCUCUUUGGCUACAAUCACGAUGCGCCAUAUCGGAUCCCUCGAACGCGGGUUACACGGAAAAAGGUUGAAGCUGCGCAGAUCCAAGAAGCUGCCGAGAAGAAUGUGGAUAUUCAGCAUAGCGAGGUGUCCACAAAAGACAUUGAAGCUCACCGAUGAGGGACUCACAAUCCUAUGCUCCAGCAGCUCCAUAGUAUGGAGUAAGGUCAGGACAUGCAUUGUGCUAAGCAAACAUGGAUG
Exophiala mesophila is the source of this 1834-nucleotide messenger RNA. RefSeq lists its product as uncharacterized. Bases 113 to 1753 code for a protein of 546 amino acids. Gene Ontology annotation, cellular component: membrane. The transcript is spliced from 9 exons. Lineage: Eukaryota; Fungi; Ascomycota; Eurotiomycetes; Chaetothyriales; Herpotrichiellaceae. Gene Ontology annotation, molecular function: carbohydrate:proton symporter activity. The record is from RefSeq and is a predicted model, not a curated record. Gene Ontology annotation, biological process: carbohydrate transport; transmembrane transport.